AUGCCAGCUCACAGGGAGCGAGGAGCAGCAGGCUCUUUGGCAAUCGGAGAUUUGGCCAAGGGGGAGGUGGCCAGGGGAGGAUGGGGGCGUGGGCAGGGGAGGGGCCGGCAUUCCCGCUAUAAACGGGAGCCGAGCGGCGGCGGCUCCCGCUUUCAGCCUCGCACGGUGCCCGGGCCCGGCCGUGGGGAGUCGACGGUGCCCGCUGUGCCCGGCACCCGGAGGGCAGGGAGCCGAAGGACGAGCCGCCGGCUUGGCACAGACGGACGGGCAUCGAUCGGCUCGGUGCCCCUCGCCCUUCUGGUGCCCAGGAUCGGGGCUGCCCCUUCCCCCUCCUGCUCCUUGGAUUAUCCACCCCCCGUGCCCGGGAUCAUGAGACUUCCCUCGUUUGCUGCUCACUGCCUUCUGGCCGCAGUGUGCUGGGGGCUGGUGGCCGUCGAGGGCGAGGACCUCCCGGCGUCGGGGGCACUGCCCACCGCCCCCACCGACCGGACCGGACAGCACGGACAGCCGGAGGACGGCUCGGCCCUUCCCAGAGUUGCUUUCUCUUCCAAGCCACAAGCUCUGGUCACUCCGGGCAAGGCGGAAAAUGGCAAGAGGAGGAAGAAAAACCAAGGGCUGGGAAGGAAAAGAGACCCCUGCCUGCGCAGAUACAAGGACUUCUGCAUCCACGGCGAGUGCAAAUACGUCAAAGAGCUGAAAGCCCCCUCUUGCGUUUGCCAACAAGGAUACCACGGGGAGAGGUGCCACGGGCUGAUCCUGCCAGUGGAAAAUCGUUUGUACGGCUACGAUCACACCACGGCCCUGGCGGUGGUGGCCGUGGUGCUGUCUUCGGUCUGCCUCCUUAUCAUUGCCGGGCUGCUCAUGUUUCGGUAUCAUAGAAGAGGAGUUUAUGAUGUUGAAAAUGAAGAGAAAACGAAGCUGGGGAUUCCUUCUGCCCACUGAUGGAAAUCUGGAAUGCCUAAGGACUGGCUGGGCCUCGCUACCUCUGGGAAGUCCAGGGUUGACUUAUUGCACAUUAUGCAUCUCGGGCGUAUUUCAAAACGGCCCACGGAGACGCCUUGAUUCCGGGCUGACGACAAGACCGGGCCCCCAAAAGUUUCCACCUCAGAGCUUGAACGGGACAAACCAUUUGGCCGAAUAGACUCUGGAAGGGAAAGAGAACACUAUCGUCUUUGUUUCCUGUAAAAGUUCCUUUAGACAUUCACUCUCUGGUUUUUAAAAUACCAGUUAAUUCCACGUGCUCAAAGGACUCUGACUGAAGAAGGAAAGAUAGGCUGGCUUCGGAUUUUUUUUUUAUACACACACACACACACACACACACACACACACGUAUGU
Molecule: messenger RNA, 1335 nt
Organism: Tachyglossus aculeatus (Australian echidna)
Lineage: Eukaryota; Metazoa; Chordata; Mammalia; Monotremata; Tachyglossidae
Gene: HBEGF
Product: heparin binding EGF like growth factor
Exons: 6
Coding region: 1-942 (313 amino acids)
Biological process (GO): epidermal growth factor receptor signaling pathway; positive regulation of mitotic nuclear division; positive regulation of cell population proliferation
Molecular function (GO): heparin binding
Source: RefSeq, a predicted model, not a curated record